AUGAACAGGGCGAGAACGAACCUCGCCACGCCUGCCCCCGUGGCGGCCCCGUCCAAGGGCAAGUCAGCAGUGGCGCAGAACCCUAGGGGCCACUAUGCUGCAACCAACGCCCCGUCGGAGACGCCGUACAAGGGCAAGUCGGCAGCGGCGCACGCCGCGGCCGUGGGCCCUCAUCCUCCCACCACAACUCCCCUGGCGGCGACGCCGUUGCGUCCGCCACCACCCUCGAGCGCAAGCGUCGGGUCUUCCAGAGCAACCCCACUUCCAGAAACUGUUGCACUUGUGGAUGACAUUGCUGUGGAAUAUGUCACUGAUCUGAAUCUAGAGAAAUACAGUGACUUCAUAGUCUGCCAAGCUGCCUGCAGGAUCUAG
Molecule: messenger RNA, 372 nt
Organism: Panicum virgatum (switchgrass)
Lineage: Eukaryota; Viridiplantae; Streptophyta; Magnoliopsida; Poales; Poaceae
Exons: 3
Coding region: 1-372 (123 amino acids)
Molecular function (GO): protein heterodimerization activity
Source: RefSeq, a predicted model, not a curated record